AUGACUACCCUCAAGAUUCCAGACGCCGGCCUAGAGCUGGAGGGCUCGGGUAGCUCCAUCUCACCCUUGCCUGCCCAAGCCUUCGCCGUUACCCUGUCAGAUGGCGUUAUUGAAGAUAUGAUCAAGUGCAUUCAGAAUGGCGAGAACAUCCAAUUGUCAUUGGGAAACUGCCCGACCUUCCUCUACGGCUCAAAGCGCCAUACCCCGACCCCGACAACCGAAUCUUUCCCUCCCGAUGUUUUUCUCACAAAGCCAUUUGAAUCGAUCAAGAAGGCAGCUCAAAUCCCGCAAAUUACAUCCCUUUGGGAAAAGCCAAGCUCACCACAUUCCGACGCAAGUGAGAAUCAUAGCAGCACGCGGCCAAGAGAUUUAACAACAUUUUCAGCCUCUUCCGCCUUGGACUCGGAUAUAGAAACUCUGCAGAACUCUAUUGCGGCUGCGGAGGCUUCCAAGAAGCAGUACGUGCUCGGUAGACAGCUGGUUUGCGAGAGGGAGCAAAAGCUAACUCGAACGGACAGCUCAAGAAUUCUGGACAAGAUACCCGCAGGGAAGUUGCCAGGCAGGUCUGGGCCCAAGUCCAAAUACUUGUCGAGUAUGGCGUCAUACGGAGUUGCCGGCGCCAAACCGGGCUCUUUACCUUCCUCGCCAGCUUUGACUGCUUCUGGUUCCCCAUCGCUUAACCAGGGCUACGGCGCCUCGAAACAAACAAUGGAAAAGGCAAAGGGAGAACGGGCCAUGAUAGUGCACGAGCUAGCGGCUGCCGACCGGACAUACGACCAUCUGGAGGCCAAGUGGACCGGCAAGGCCGAAGACCUUAAAACGACAAUCGAGAAAGUGGCCGAUUUCAACUCGGACACUCAGAAGUGGACACUCGCUAAGAAGCAAUGCUGGAAGGAGUUGGACGUGUGGAAUUACAAUUAUGAUACCCCCCAGGAGCGCCAGAGUGCCAUCGACAACGCCGUCCGGACUUUCGACAGGAUGCGGCUAGGAGUGGAUGAGCCUCAAUGGCAGAAGCUGCUGCCCAAAGAAGAGCGUGGGAAGGGCAAGGUUCUAAGCAAAGUGCAGGCCAACAUUGCAAAGGGCCCGGCUGUACCCACGCCGAAGCUGAAGGCUCAAAAGGCGGAUGAUGCGGCAAGUGAGGCCGGUAGCGAGGACCAGCUUAAUGUGGAGGGUGGAGAACCAAUGGCACGUUCUACCUCGCAGCCAGCUAAGAAAAAGAAGGCCACCGGCGCGGGUUCCCAGGUCAAGAGACUUCUUUCGAACAAACCCAAGACAACCACGACGGCCUCGGCCAGGGCAUCGCCUAAUAAAGCAGCGAAGGAGAAGCCUUCGACGGCCAAGGGGGGCAGGAUACUGUCGGCAGAGUUCGUCACCAAUUCGGACUCGGAAUCCGAACCGUCCGAGAACAAACCCAUGGCUGCCACAACAUCUGCAACAAGGACCAGUAAGGCCUCUCCCGCCCCGGUAGGCGAGACGAAGGAGAAGCCUGUCGCAGUGGCCAAGGCGACCUUGAAAUUCAAGUCUGGCGAGCGAGAUUCCGUCAAGGAACCGAUCAAAAGCCAACAAACUGCCAAGCGACCGCGAGACGAAGGAGAUGAUAGCAGCUCCAGCUCUGGCGUUCCGCUGGCCAAGCGUAUCAAACCCAAGGUACCAGCAGCGAAUAAGACGAGCCAAAAAUCCGCCGUCAGUCUCAAGAAGCCUCCCACAGCAUCCGACAGCGCACGUGGGACUCCUAACGGCACAAUAUCCUUCAAAAGCACCAAGAACACGUCCCCAACCAAGUCCUCGCCCCUCGCCACGUCACCCCCGACCAACGCAUCGGACCUGGAACCACGGCGGAAGGCGCCUCCCGAACCGGCGCCGGUUAACAGAAAGCGAAAAGCCGCCGCAGACACAUCCGAUGAUGGGUCGUCCAGUAAGGGAAGCAUCACGAGCGCUGCGGGUAUCAAGAAGCACAAGCCAAUGGACCCGGAGCUCGUACGCAAGGCGCAGCUGUUCAAGCGAAAAUACGAGAAAUAUGCCUUACUUCACAAGCAGAUAUCCAGCAUGACCCACCCCCCUCAGGACCAAUUGGCGCACUUGAUGGAUAUGAGGCAGCGGCUUCAGGAUAUGAAGUCGGAGAUAUACAAAGAGUGUCCACCGGCCAUUGCGGUGGUCUGA
This is a messenger RNA of Sodiomyces alkalinus F11, 2160 nucleotides long. Its product is annotated as COM1 protein. The transcript is spliced from 2 exons. The record is from RefSeq and is a predicted model, not a curated record. NCBI's taxonomy places the organism in Eukaryota, Fungi, Ascomycota, Sordariomycetes, Glomerellales, Plectosphaerellaceae. The coding region runs from base 1 to 2160 and encodes 719 amino acids.